AUAAAAGGAAGGGAGUUAACGGAAGGAUUGCACUCCCUUAGCCUCUGCCAAUCAUGCAUCUCUGUAAAGGCUGGAGAUGGCAAAGGCGAAUCCUUGCAAUCGUUUGUUUCGGUUUCUUUCUUUUUCCUCAAGUGAACGCUCAAGCGGAGAAUGAUGUGCGACUGGUAGACGGACCUAACCCGUAUGAAGGACGGCUGGAGGUCUUCAAGGGUGGAGUCUGGCUUAGUGUUUGUAAUUCGUAUGUCUCUAGACAGUUUGGAAGCGUUGUCUGCAAACAGCUAAGCUAUCCAGCCAAUGGCGCUGUGUUGUACAACUCCAACUCCUACGGUCAAGCUCCAGGAGAAAUCCUUAAAAAGAGAAUCAACUGCUACGGACAAGAGGCGUCACUGUCAAACUGUACUUUCACACCACAAGACCAGAACUGCGAUCCUGUCUAUACUCUUGGAGUCAGCUGUGAUACAGGUCUGUCGACGGUGCAGACAGUUCGCCUAGUGAACGGAACCUCUCAGUACGAGGGUCGGGUAGAGGUCUUCAAAGCGGGUGUGUGGGGCAGUGUGACGGAUACCAUAGGUUAUGCAGAGCGACCCUUGCGCAAAGCGAUAGCUGCCAAUGUCGUCUGCAGAGGGCUGUUCGGAACCGGGUUUGGUGGGUCCAUUGUGCCCAAAGGUGAAGCGACUCUGCGUUUUGGAGUAGCCAGAAGGCGAGCCAUCCACAUGACUUACGUCCGCUGCGAAGGAAAUGAGGAGAGUCUGCUGAACUGCUCUUAUUCUGAUGUGUGGUAUCUAUAUGAAUCACUUGAAGACAGCCUUGCGGUCAUUUGCAAACCAGUUCCAAAUGGUUGCAACGUGUACAUUGAAUCACCCAAUGGAACACUGUCAUCACCGGAGCUUCCAGAAAGCGCAGUGUACAACAAUAACACAGACUGCGUGUGGACGAUUGUCAGCAAAUCUGACAAGAUUCAAAUGAGUGUUACAACUGUUCUGAUAAACUCCACAUUAAAUCCGUCAUUAAACACACUUCAGAUUAAAGACAGUGAUGCUGCCUACACUUUGGCCUACAUCCAAGGUCCUACUACAGUGAGGUCCUCAGGAAAAAUACUUUACGUGUGGCUCAAAGCUCAGUCUGGAACAAAAGGAAUUCAAUUUCAGGCCUCUUGGGAUGUUCCCCCAUGUUUUCAACAAUUCUCUAGGACAUAUGAUGGCAUCCAGUCGCCAAAAUACCCCAGUCAGUAUCCGCCUAAUAUGAACUGCACGUAUCAGAUUUUUAAAAGAAAAGGUGUCUUCAUCAGGUUUGUGUUCUAUGAUUUCGCUCUGGAGGAUCCUCAAAACAAUGUAUGUCAAGACUCACUACAGAUAUUUGACGGUGACUCUGAAACAUCUCCUACUGUCGGAGGUCCACUCUGUGGAACAAGUCGACCUGCUGAUAUAAUGACCAGCAUACAGAACUCAACGAUGGUUCUCGUCAGGUUUAGAUCAGAUGCCGUCAAUACGACUGUUGAGAAAGGAUACAACAUUUACUACUAUCAGGUGGAGCCAGAUGCAAUCAGACCAGGUAACUACACUGCUGACAGCGGUACUCUUACAAGUCCUGGCUACCCAGACAUUUACAAAGGCGAAGAAAGUGUCAUCUGGACCAUCACGACAAAGCCCUACAAGACUAUCACACUCGUAUUUUAUGACGCUCACUUGUCGUGCUGCUAUGACAACGCGAUAAAUGUCUAUGACACGAACUUCUAUAGAGGCUAUGAUUUUUUCUGGUAUUCGACGUUUUCGUCGAUUGUUAGUGACGGAAACAGGCUUGAAAUUACUCUGUCUUCCACAUUUGACAACGCAGUGAACAAAUUAAAUGCUACUUGGACAACAGAGUGUAGGCAGGUGUUCCGAAGUACGACUGGAAACAUUACCUCCCCUGAUGACCCAGAUUUUAACACUUCAUCAGCAGCCUGUACUUACAUCAUCAGACAAGAGACCAACAACUUUAUCAGGCUUCAGUUUACUGCAAUCAACUUGGAAAAAGAUCAGAAAUGCAGAAACUACCUAGAGGUACACGAUGGUGGCACAGAAUUGUCUCCCGUGCUUGGUGAAAAGUUCUGCGGGCUGUCCUUUCCCCGGUAUUUGAUCUCCACUCAGAACAUGGUGUUCCUAAAGUUUAGCACACAGAGUGGACAUAACAACUUCAGCCUGACCUACUUCUCGUAUCCAAAAGAUCAAUGGUUCGGAUAUUUUCCUGGAAGCAUUAGCUCUCCUAGUGACGCAGAUUUCAAAACACCACCAACAGGGUGUGGUUACAUUCUUCAAGAAGCGCCAGGCUACUACAUCAGUGUACAUUUCUCAUCAAUCAGCUUUGAAAAAGACAAGACAUGCAGAAACUACAUAGAGGUACACGACGGAAGCACAGAGUUCUUCCCCCUGAUCGGAGAGAGGUAUUGUGGUACGUCACUUCCGCCGACACUGAUCUCUACACAGAAUAUGGUGUUCAUCAAGUUUAGCAGUCAGAUCGGUGUCAACAACUUUACUCUGAACUACGCUUCGCAUCGAAAAGAAUGCGACAAGGGCCUGAUGACGGACAGUGAAGGAAGUUUCACGUCACCUGGCUUUCCUCUUGGGUAUCCUAGCAACACCUACUGCGUGUGGACCAUCAGUGUGAACAAGGCAGCUGUCAUCGACUUAACUUUCGACGACUUCUCUGUUGGCGCUUUAGGAGGUCCCUGCCAGUAUGCUUUUGUAAGGGUCUAUGAUGGGCCAAUGGUGGACGCCAGCAGAGUUAUGACCACCUUGUGUGGAACUACUCUGCCACCAAAGCUGAGGUCCACCGGAAGCAGUCUGACAGUCGUUCUGAACGUCUUCGGAUCACUGGUGAACGCUAACGGCUUCCGAGCGUCAUACAUCGCAAUAAAGCCAAAUGGUGGACUUUCAAAAGGUUUUUAUCCUUACGGUGUCACUGCCAACGAUGGGAUGCUCGGAGCUUCACUGUACGAUGCUAUGACAGUUUGGUUUCCAGACGAUGGCUUUCCGUUUGGAGAGAGUCAGCAGGAGUUUGUCAGUGUUGGUAGGAAUGGUAUCGUGUCCUUUGAAAAGGGAAUUCCUUGGCCGAGACUUGACUCAUCCCGCAAAAUAGUCUGUGCUUACUGCACUUACAUCAACAACGAACAAAGUGUGUACUACCAUGUUUAUACUGACCCCGUCAGCGAUCGUGCAGUACUGGACAAAGCCACGUACGAUGUCCAGGAUUUCACGGGGUCAGCGACCUUCCAGGCGAGCGCGGUCAUUGUAGUCACGUGGGAUCGUGUACAGCAGUACUUCCCGUCUGUCGAUUACAAACCGACUAACAUGGGUGACGCCACGUUUCAAGUGGCCCUCGUCACGGACUGGUUUAACUCUUACGCUCUGCUCCAGUACCGGGUGGGUCACAUGAACUGGCGCUACCCAGGCCGCUGGUACACGAUAGAGAUGGGUGUCGCUAAAGGAUUCAUGACCACCUUCCGACCAAACGUAUACUCAGGAACUGAACUGGCUUACGUCAUCGACAAUUACUAUGGAAACACAGGAUACAAAGGGUACUGGAUUUACGAGUUGGGAAAGAUUCCAACUAGCUACUCUAAGAUCUGUAAAGACUGGUAUCGCAGAAACAAGAAGCUGAAUGCUCAGCGAGAGGUAGGUUUUGCCGCCCUACCCAAGUGCCCCUGCUCCAGGAGAGGCAUCUUCAGAGGUAUCGUCAACCAGUGGAGGUUCCAUCGCAGGGACGAGCAGAACUACUUCGAGUGCUUCAUCCUCAAUGUGGCUCGCACAGGACAGUUCGCUCCCUUCGGAAAGGAAUGUUGCUACUCGACCAAUCCUUGGACACCAAAUACUGACAUGCUCAUCACAACGCCGCCUUUUGCCGGGAAGUCGCUGGCCUUUAACCCCUUAGUCUUCGCUCAAGGGAAGCUGUACGACUCUGAGGACAGGAUCCCACAUGUUGCUUGUUGUGAGCACGGGACAAACAAAGAAUGUCGCCGCUUUUAUAGUCUUCGCCCCAUCGGAGAGUGUGAUCCCAAUCCAUCGUUUCAGUGGAGCCCUUUGUACGGUGACCCGCAAAUAACGACCUUUGACGAGAGGGCGUACCUCUUCAACGGAAUGGGAGAGUUCAUAUUAGUCAGACUGGACACGUCAACCGUCAGUUUCACCCUUCAGGCCCGGACACAGAGGGCGGAGCUUCGGCCGGGAACGCCCACCAACGGGACUGUUUUUACGGCGGUCGGGGCGGAGGAGAACGGAGUGAGGGUCUUCCUGCAGAUCGACCCCAACACUAACACCACACUGAUCGUUUACGUCAACGGAACAGACUACACCACCCGUUUCUCACAAGAGGGAAACAAUUUUACUGUGGAUAACGAUGAUGUUAUGCUUACCCGAGAUAAUGACACUUGUGUUGUUAGCUUUCCGUCUGGUAUUAGCCUGCAAAUUUACAUCCGCAUGAAAGCGUUGGUGAUCGGGAUAGCCAUGCCUCGCAACUUCCAAAAUUUGACUAAAGGGCUGCUAGGAAACUUUAAUGGCGACCGGACAGAUGACUUCAUUCUGCCAAGCGGAGAACAGUUGAACAACAGUCUGAGCGAACGGCAGAUCUUCAACUUGUUUGGCCGUAAAUGGCUGGUCAACACCAACAACAGCGUCAUGCGAUACGAGGCCAGAAUGGGUCCAGCGGACUUCUAUCGCCAAGACUUUCAACCUGUCUUCCUGGAUGAGUUGGACCCGUCUCGACUAACACAAGCCAAGGUUCUGUGUGGAGACACCAACAUGCCCUGCAUCUACGACUUCCUGGCCACUGGAGACCGAAACUUUGCCUUUCAGACGUCAGAUCUCCGAAACCUGUCCGACAUCCUCAUCCAGCAAAGCAAAAACACAGCGCCAGUCCUACAGGUGCCUGACGUUGUUCACGUCACAGUCAACGUUUCUACGGUUUUCGGAGUCACUGGUAUUGAUCCUGACGUCACAGACAGAUUAACAUACCACCUAAUGGACGCUGCAAAUGGAAGUUUGAGUAUCAACCAAUCAUCUGGUGCAGUCACCGUUAAUCUGCGAUCAUUAAGCCCCAUACACAUACAGGUCUACGUUGUGGACUUCCAGGGCGCUCAGUCUCCCGUGGUGUCCGUUCCAAUCGUCGCCUGCUCCGGGUGUUCAGGUCACGGCACGUGCAACAUGUCGGACACUAGAGACGUGCUGGGUGACCACGACUUCCAGUUCGCUGUCUGUCGGUGCGGACCGGCCUGGGCGGGAGACAACUGCGAACUGGACAGAGACGGGUGCAGUGACAGCCCUUGCCACCCGCUUCGGAACUGCACAGACAUACCAGCCAGUCAACAAGGCGCUAGUGAUAUCGGGUACGUUUGUAGCUCGUGUCCACAAGGGUUCUUUAUGAGAAACUCUUCCCGAGAUUGCUACGAUGUGGACGAAUGUAGCGACAUUACGCUGCAUGGGUGCGCCAUGCUGUGCGUCAACACGUACGGCAGCUACGAGUGUUCCUGUCAGGAAGGCUAUCGUCUGAGCACUAACGGCCAUUCCUGUGAUGACGUUAAUGAAUGUGUGGAGAGAACUCACGACUGUCAGCAGAUCUGUAACAAUACUGCUGGCGGCUUCCAGUGCGAGUGCGAGGCAGGUUACACCUACGACACUGCCUCAAAGUCUUGUAUCGCAAUUUUUAACUUUUCCCAGGUUUGCACGAACAGCAACUGUUCCCAGGGCUGCAGAGUGAUGACGGAUGCUGCAAACAUCAGCCACGCGCAGUGUUUCUGUUAUCUCGGUUACGACCUGGACCCCAGAGACAACGUGACCUGCGUGGACCGCGAUGAAUGUCGGGACAAAGUGUGUGACCAGGUGUGUAACAACACGGCGGGCGGCUUCUCCUGCUCCUGCUACGACGGCUUCGCCCUGAACAAGGAUGAGCGCACGUGCUCGGCCUGCCCGUAUCUCAAGUACGGCCCCGAGUGUCGCGAGACGUGCACGUGCAGUGGCAGGAGCGUAGCGUGUCAUCCUGUACGGGGCUGCGUCUGUCAGGACGGCUGGACGGGCACCACGUGCAUGGAUGACGUGGACGAGUGUGUAGAGAACCCGGAUGUGUGCGGCCUCGACCAGACAUGCGUCAACAACAGGGGAUCUUACUCUUGUGUCUGUCGUUCGGGCUACGCUACUAACGAUAGUGGAGUUUGUCAAGAUGUUGACGAGUGUACUACAGACAUCCCAUGUCAAGAAAACGAGCAGUGUACUAACAUUCCGGGUGGCUACUACUGCAGCUGUAAACCAGGCUACACCAGUGCUAAUACAGUAAACUGCACGGACAUUAACGAAUGUGCAAUCAACCGAGGAGACUGCCAGCACGACUGUGUCAACGUCCUCGGCUCCUUCAACUGCGAGUGUAAAUACGGCUACAGACUCAACGCUGACCGCAAGACCUGUUCUCUAGUGCGUGAUGUUUGUACCAACACGACGAAGUGCAGCAAAGCUCACGGAUGUACCCUUGACGAUAACAACAACGACUUGUGUAUCUGUAACAGUGGCUACGUUAUUGACCAGACCACGCAAACCUGCCAAGACGUUAAUGAGUGCACGACGGGUGUGGCCAACUGUUCUUACACCUGUGUUAACACACCUGGCAGCUUCACCUGCAGCUGUCCUGUCGGAAUGAAGAUGGAUAAUGACGGCCUCACGUGCUCUACCUGCUCCCCAGGGACGUUCGGACCUAACUGCACUCAAGUGUGCGCAUGCGCAUCUGGGGCCGAACGCUGUGACCCUGUCUCUGGUUGCGUGUGUCGUCAAGGUUGGGAAGGUGACAAGUGUGACAAAGAUGUUGAUGAGUGUCAGUCAAGGAUGUCGCCUGCUAACUGUACAGGACAGAACGUAGAAUGUGUCAACACUAACGGAGGCUACACGUGCAGGUGUCGUCAGGGAUUCGCUGCGGACAACGACAGCGUGUGUCAAGAUAUCAACGAAUGUUCUGAGCCUGUGUGCGACCAGCAUUGCAACAACACCAUCGGCAGCUACGUUUGCACUUGCGACAACGGCUUCUACUGGAAUACAACCACCCUGACAUGCAAAGAUGUGGACGAAUGCGCGUCCUCGGGGACAAAUGUUUGCACUCAAAGCUGUGAGAACACCGCCGGUUCAUUCCGCUGUUCCUGCAGCGCGUCGGGAUACAUCCUCAACAACGACGGCUUCACGUGUAGAGCGUUGACGCUCUGCCAGCGGACUGACUGUGAUGCUGUUAAUGGUGGAUGUUCUGUAGAAACAGACCAGGAAACUUGCUUCUGUAACAACGGCUAUCACCUGCUUUCUGACGGUGCUUCAUGUGACCUUAAUCCGAUAUUAUCUACAGUAACGGCCAUCAUUUUAGAAGCCACAAGUAGUUCUUCGCAGACCUCAUUGACAGAAGUGACAUCACUGAUCACUGGCAACUCAACGGAGGCGUCUAGUACAACUUUCACAUCAAUGACUUCGACAGCCAACGACGCUGCUCUCUCGACCGACGUCAGCAACACCACAGCCACAGCAGAGCUGACGACGGGGCAGAUCGCCGGCAUCGUCGUUGGAAGUGUUGGAGGUGUCGCCGCUGGUGCAACAGCAGUUGGCUUUGUGGUGCUGAAAGUGAAAGCUCACAUGCUGAUAGGAAUUCAACCGCUGCCUUGAAAACUGUUGUUCCAGCUCAAAGAUGAAAAUAAAGCACUAAGGACUCUUUCAAAAUGUGAUACAAUUACCUCAGAUUACAGAAGGACAAAUGCCUGUGCACGAUUUCUCUGUUAUGAAAUUCAAUUAUCUCUUCUCAUUUAAUGAUAAUAUUUUCAUAUUUUUAUUUUCCAAUAUUAUUUAUAUGACUCUGUCUCAAAUAUAGAAGGACUGGGCUACAUACAUUAGAUCAAUUUUUAAUAGAACUUUCCAUUUAAUUGGAAAAAACGACUGAUACUUCCAGCCGUAUGACUUUUAUUGUAAUCAAAUAAACUGAGUAAAAUUGUGAGUAAAAAUUUAUGUCUAAAUAGUACUUCUUUUAUUUGUUUAUUUAUUAUUCAGAUUUUUAAAGAAAUAUUUGUUAACGUUGUGCCCGUCGCAUCUUAAUUCCUUAUUUUCCAUGACUCUAAUUAUAUAUGGCUUUGUUUCGAUUAUGUUUUAAUUAUAAUGUUAAUUUUAUUUGUGAUAGCAAUGCACUGUCUCCAGAUACUGACGGUUUU
Pomacea canaliculata is the source of this 8194-nucleotide messenger RNA. RefSeq lists its product as uncharacterized. Lineage: Eukaryota; Metazoa; Mollusca; Gastropoda; Architaenioglossa; Ampullariidae. Bases 54 to 7658 code for a protein of 2534 amino acids. Gene Ontology annotation, molecular function: calcium ion binding. Gene Ontology annotation, cellular component: membrane. Gene Ontology annotation, biological process: cell-matrix adhesion. The record is from RefSeq and is a predicted model, not a curated record. The transcript is spliced from 41 exons.